Messenger RNA from Coffea eugenioides, 1013 nucleotides. RefSeq names its product serine/threonine-protein phosphatase 4 regulatory subunit 2. The coding region runs from base 197 to 727 and encodes 176 amino acids. The record is from RefSeq and is a predicted model, not a curated record. Gene Ontology annotation, molecular function: structural constituent of ribosome; small ribosomal subunit rRNA binding. Gene Ontology annotation, cellular component: ribosome. The transcript is spliced from 3 exons. Gene Ontology annotation, biological process: translation. Lineage: Eukaryota; Viridiplantae; Streptophyta; Magnoliopsida; Gentianales; Rubiaceae.
GACUUUCCCUGGAAGCAAAAUACACAUUUCUACAUCUUAAACCCUGAACCCCGCGGAAAAACAUUUUGCUUCCGGUUUUCACUUAACCCUGUUGCGUUCAUCCUCCGGAGUUGAAGCGUCUUCUCCUAGGGUGAAUUCCUUGAUCCCAGAUCUUAAGAAGAAAGUUGGUUGAGCCAAGAGAAAGGGAACUGACAAGAUGCCUCUUUAUGACUGCAUGCUUUUGUUGAAACCCCAUGUAACGAAGGAGGCAUUGUUGGACUUGGCUGCUAAAGUUGGGAAACAUGUUUACAGAAGAAAUGGGGUUCUUACUGAUAUCAAGUCAUUUGGACAAGUUCAAUUGGGUUAUGGCAUCAGGAAGCUUGAUGGGAGGUACUAUCAGGGCCGACUGAUGCAAAUGACAAUGAUGACACCGCCCAGUUUUAAUGAAGAGCUGCAUUACCUUAACAAGGAAGACCGAUUGCUUCGCUGGCUUCUGGUCAAACAUCGUGACAUGAAAUAUGGGCUGGACUUUCUGGGUGAAGGUGAUCCUAAAGCUGACUUAAGAAGAUAUGGGAGCAGUUUGCUUGACAAUGAGGAUGACAAGGAUGACAGUGAGGAUGAGGAUGAUGAUGAUGAGUAUGAUGCCGACCAAGGGCAUGAUAAUGAUGAGGAUGAUGAUGGUGAUGAUGAUGAUGAGGAUGAUGAGGAUGAGUAUGAGGCGGACCAAGGAGAGAAAAAGGAAGGCUAAAAUGAUUAUGCAUCUUAUUCAAAGUCUACAUGGCUGUUAGCUUUUGCAUUUUAUUUUAUUUUUUUUGAUUAUCUCAGGAGUCUUCUUUAUGCUGUUCAUAAGGUGUACGGGGCGGAAAUCACAUAAUGCUGACGUAUUAGUUCAAAAUGGAGCUGCUGGAACUAAUUUACAAGGAACUAAGCCCUUUCAAUGUACAAGGAGUAUAUGCCUAGUCCCUAAUUGAACGUAAUUUACAAGGAAUAUAUGCAGUUGGUAUGCCUACGUACUUUUCCUGCGUUUUAAUCUC